This is a messenger RNA of Pseudopodoces humilis (Tibetan ground-tit), 1616 nucleotides long. RefSeq names its product myb-related transcription factor, partner of profilin-like. Gene Ontology annotation, cellular component: nucleus. The record is from RefSeq and is a predicted model, not a curated record. NCBI's taxonomy places the organism in Eukaryota, Metazoa, Chordata, Aves, Passeriformes, Paridae.
GAAAGUGAGUUACAGAUAUUGCCCACCAGUCUAGUCAAAACCUACCUACCCUAAAAAAAUCCAAUUUGAUGAAGCCUUUCCAUGACAUCCUGCAAGUUGUAACAGAAAGGGUGGUGUAAAAGUUUCUACUGCAUGUUGUGCCAGGUAGAACAAUAAGAUAUGCCUCUAAAUCUCCUCUAAGUUUCGAGCAGUGUCACAUUAGAGGCUAAUUUAUCACUGUGAUUGUGAGUUCUCACGUUUUUUUUCUGUGCACAAACUUUGGCAAGUGAUGUGAGGGUGAACUGAAAAUCUCAUAUGUAAGUCAGGGUAUCAGAUGAUGUGUAAAAUUUAAUUUUAACUUUAAAGGUGAGAAGGCUGCUUCACACUGGUGUUGCUUGGUGUUUUGUUUUGUUUUUUUUCUGAAGCUUGAAAAUUGCCUUCUAAAAACAAAACAGCUGCCUUUCCUGGUGAGAGGUUGUUGUGGGCUGGGGGAGCUGGAUCCCACUAAACUCCUCUGCCCCAGUACUGCACUGGCCAAGUGGUUGGAUGCAGGGGGUUGCUUUGCGCUGAUUUCCUUUUACCCAAUUAUGCUUUGUGGGAUGUUCAACCCAAGGAACAUGGCUGAACGAAAGAGGAAGCCCAAGUUUUCCAAGGAGGAACUGGACAUUCUGGUCACUGAGGUGACCCGAAAUGAAGCCAUGCUGUUUGGGCGGGAGACGGUGCGUCUGUCCCAUGCUGACAGGGACAAGAUCUGGGAAGGCAUAGCCAGGCAGAUCACAUCAGUCAGCCAGGUCCCCAGGUCUGUAAAAGACAUUAAGCACAGAUGGGACGACAUGAAGAGAAGGACCAAGGACAAACUGGCAUUCAUGCAGAGGUCCCUCUCCAGCCCCGGCAGCGCGGGGCGACCUUCGGCCAUCGUCCUGACCACCCAUGAGAGAGCCAUCGAAUCGGCGCUGCAUUCCUCACACCAGAGACACGGCUGCCAGAGAGUGGAUCUGGACGUGGUUGACAGCCCAUCGACGAGCUCUGAUGAAGAUGAAGAGAUGCCAGGCACUUCUCAGGAACACCACUUCGCUUCGCUGCAGAGGGCUGGUGCAGGUGUCAAUCCGUUCUCCAGGCCCUCCCUCCUUCACACUUCUUCCUCAUCAGAGCCCUCAGGAGCUGCCAGCCAAAGGCAGGAACUGCACUGUCCAUCCCCACGCACCACCUCGGCCUGCAGACCCCCGCACCCCCGCACCAGGAGCCCGCCCCUCUCCAGCUUCGAUCGCCAGCUUCUCCAUUGCCAUGCGCAGCAAGCAGACCUGUUCAGGCAGUUCUGCCAGGAGCUGGUGGCCAUCCAUAGGGACAUAGCAGAUAGCAUGCAUGCCGUCAGCCAGAGCGUGGCUGACCUCACCAGCCAGGUCAGCCAGAUGUGUCAGACACUGACAGAAAUACGUGAUGGGGUCCGGGCUUUCCAUAGGAUACAAGAUCCCAGUGUCAUGCCAGGGUCCUGUCUGCAAGCAGCUUGCUCUAAACAGCUCCCCGAGCCCAGUGCAGAGUCUAACCAAAACUCUCUAAAAUGGACAACUCCUGCACGGGCCACCAGGUCACGAAAAAGAAAACAUCAGUUUUAGUCUGUAUUUUACAAAGUAAAGAAG